Tigriopus californicus is the source of this 964-nucleotide messenger RNA. RefSeq names its product protein TsetseEP-like. NCBI's taxonomy places the organism in Eukaryota, Metazoa, Arthropoda, Copepoda, Harpacticoida, Harpacticidae. The record is from RefSeq and is a predicted model, not a curated record. The transcript has 3 exons. Bases 118 to 924 code for a protein of 268 amino acids.
AAGAGCGGUACGAAAACUCCAAGCAUGAUUAUGGCUCGCAGCGUUGCGAUCCAGUAUACUUUUCUUGCGCGGUAAUUCCUCCUUCUUGCUCAGUUGUUAACCAUUUUCUCUUUCACCAUGACGGCUUCUUGGAAGAGGGUCUUGAAUUUAACCUACUUUAUUGUUUUUGACCAUUUACUUUCCUGUUUGGUUUCGAGCCAAUAUGCUCCAGAGCACUUGUAUCAGAAUGUGGAGCACUAUUCCUCUGGGUCCCAAGCGGACCAAUAUCCCGAUUACUACCUUAACACAGCAAAUCAAGUUUACCCAUCGCCCAAUGGAAUCAAUCGGCAAGGCAUUCAAGCAUUACUCUCCAGUCCGGGUGCCGGGGCCAUCCAGUUUGGGGCACUCAUCAUUUUGGGUGGGGCUGCCAUCAUCACGGGUGUCCAAGCUGCUAACACGAAUCGGGAUUUUAACACGCUGCAGUCUCGUUUUAGGACCAUUUGUAAUGCCGUCAGAGUAGCAGGAGCCGUGGACGGUCCACCUCCUAAUCUUGGUCUUGAUCCUAUUCUCGAUCUCGAUCCAGGUCUGGAUCCAAAUUUUGUUCCUGCUCCUCCUCCCGAUUUUGAGUUUGAUCCUGGUCCUGCUCCUGCUCCUGCUCCUGCUCCUGCUCCUGCUCCUGCUCCUGCUCCUGCUCCUGCUCCUGCUCCUGCUCCUGCUCCUGCUCCUGCUCCUGCUCCUGCUCCUGCUCCUGCUCCUGCUCCUGCUCCUGCUCCUGCUCCUGCUCCUGCUCCUGCUCCUGCUCCUGAACCCGCUUCGGCUCCUGAACCCGCUUCGGCUCCUGCCCCUCCUCUGGUUAUAGAUCCUGCUGCCCAAGAAGCCCUACAACGAGUCAAUGCAGUUAUAUCGGCUUUGAGACAAGUUGGAAUGACGACCUGCAAUUUUUGAUUGCUCUCUAUCAACAAUGAGUUUAAUAAAAGCAUCUACU